Molecule: messenger RNA, 277 nt
Organism: Gastrolobium bilobum
Lineage: Eukaryota; Viridiplantae; Streptophyta; Magnoliopsida; Fabales; Fabaceae
Product: glycine-rich cell wall structural protein 1.0-like
Exons: 2
Source: RefSeq, a predicted model, not a curated record
UAGUGGUGACGAUGGUGGUAGUGGUAACGGCGGUAGCGGUGGUGGUGACGGUAGUGGCUAUGGCGAUGAUGAAGGUGAUGGUGGCGGUGGUCGUAGUGAUAAUGGUGGUGACAGUGAUGGUAGGGGUGAUGGUGAAGGUAGUAGUAAUGAUGGUGGCGGUGGCAGCGAUGGUAGUGGUGGUGGUGACAGCUGUGGCUGCGACGAAGGUGAUGGUGAUGAAAUGGUAAUGGUGGCGGCGGCAGUGAUGGCAUUAGUAGUGGUGGCGUCGUGGUGGUGA